GAUGUCCCCAGCAGGUAACGCUGCCCCAGUUGAGCCUGGACAAGUGGCCAUGGCUGCAAAAAUGUUUCUUUUUGUGCUUUUGCAAACCCUCAUCCAGUACCCACAGAUGGUGGGUGAUGGUCUGGAUGAGGUCACCCGUGUGCGCAUGGAGCUGCGUGCAGAGCUCCUGGACAGAGAGAUGACUCGGCUGCUGCAGGAGCUGGAGCAGAGCAGCCUGGAGCGCAGUGUCAGGGCCUGGGGAGCCCUGCUCUGGGCUGCCUUGCAACAGGGGGACUUCUGGACUCUGGCUGGACUCCUGGGCCUUCUCUUGUGGCUGUGGUUUAUCCACAGCAGAAGGAGCCGGCAGCCAGCGAACAAUGGCCGGGAGGAGGAGGAGGAGGAAGGAGAUAAUGUUGUGAUUGUGCAGCAAGAAGACAAUGAGGAUAGGAAUGAAGUCAGAAAUGUUGGUGAAAAUGAAGAAGAAGCCGGCAAUGAUGGUGCCAUUGCAGAAAAUGGCAAUGAUGAUGGAAAUGCAGUGGAAGAAGAAGAUGAUGCUGAAAAUGACAUUGGAAGGAUUUUAGAGGGGCAAAUACAGUGGCCUAUUCAGGACCUGGAAAGAGGUUGCGAGAUGACAUCUGACAUAAUGGACAUUUUCAUAUCUGUCUUUGGACACCUCUUGUUAAACAGUUCAUACCCAGUACUGCAACGAGCCAUCGGGGUGGGCAGUGCCUUUGAAGGCUGGAGUCCCCGGGAGGAGGAUGUGGUGUACCGUGUCCUUGUACCCCUCACUUCUCCUCCGGGGCACACCUUCCAUCUGGAGAUGGACACUUCAGGGCACAUACCCGGCAGGAACUUCUUCAUCCGUGUGGAGCCAGUGUGCACCUGCCCAAGGGAGCAGCAGGAUGAGAACGUGCUGUGCUCCCUCCACCACCCAGAAGAAGAGCAGAGGAGGAAUGAGGAGCCCAACUUCCUAAACACCCUCUGCACCGGCUCCUACCUGGAUGUGGAAAAAACUGCCCGCUGGUUCUACCAGUUGGUGAGAGCGGCCUGGGUGAUUUUGCCUCACUCCCAAAGUUGGCAACUAGUGUUGCUGCCCUCCAGCCGCUGCUGCAAAUUCAAGGUGACCAGAGGCACACAAAGGUUCACGGUUGAGAUCCUUUUUGGGGUGCAGCAAGGAGUCUCAGAUAUCUAUGUGAGCAGCCAGCCUACAGAGGCCCUCUUCACCCCAAGCACAAUGUGGCCUGAGACCUACGCCGUGGCAGAGAUGAAGUUCUUCAGGCACAUUGCCAAGCAGGCUCCACCUGACAGCUGGCACCUCAAAUGCCUGCAGGUCUUGGCCCGUGCUGUGGUGGGCAUUGGCUUCUCUACUUAUAUGAUGAAGACCAUUGUGAUGCACCUCCUGAACACCAUACCCAUGUCACGGUGGGGCAGCAGGUAUAUUCUGCUUCAGUUGGAGGAUAGCAUAGAGUACCUGCGUUUCUCCUUACUGGAGAAACGCCUUGACCACUUUAUUGUGGGCAACCAGAGGGUUCCUGAGGUGAUCAGCUUGCCCCCGGAAGUCCAAACGGCCGAGCCCCUCAACCUCUUCUAUCACCUGGCGCAGAAUCCGGUCGCCCACACCCAGGCAAUAAGCGAGUACCGUAAUCUGCGAUACCGGCUCAAAAUAAUGUUGCUAGAAGGCCACUGAAAGAAGUCUUCCUUCACACAGCUGUGCUUGGGGGGCUCACAGCUGGUCCAAGACAACCACUUCAAACCACAGGAAAAAAGAGAGGAGGAUGUGGACAGAGAGAGGGAAGGGAAAACCCUGUGCAGCAGCGCUCUGCCAUCAGCAUUCCCCUCUCAGCAGUCUGCCCUGCACAGCAUCCAGUGAUGAUCAGGGGGGCUACAAAGAUGACUUUCAUCCUCCUUUCCCCUCACACUCUCAUGGCCAUUGUGACCAUUUUAGAUAGGCCCAGGAAUUCUUUCUGGCAGCUCCAGCUGCUCAGGGAUCAAGUGAGAGGCAUCGCUUAUAUUCCUAACCUGUAUCUCUCCUUGUUCCCUGAAGGGACAUCAUUUUGCCUACUCUUUUGGUCCUGACCAGAAAUCUUUCAUAUAUAAAUAUAUAUUUUUAUUUAAUAUAGAGAUUUUAAUUAAUACAACAUAGAAAAAUAUAUUUAUUAUAGUGCACAUACAUAUAAUUUAUUUAAAUAAUAAUUUUUAAUAUAUAAAUACAGCACAGAUAAAUCUCUCACAGUGUCUCCUAUUGUGCCCUUAUGGAACACCUUUAGGUCAGCAUUGCACCAAGACUAUCUUUCUCAGACUGUGUUUUAGCUGACCUUAAUUUUUUUACAUAUAAAUAUAUUAUUUUUAAUCUUUAUAUCUUUUUAUAACAUAUCUAUUUAUAAUAUGUAUAAUAUAUAUUUUAGGUAAUUUAUUCUAUAUAAUACUAUUUUUUAUAUAAAUGUAGCACCAAUAGUUCUCUCCUCAUUAUUCCCGUUGCAUAUUAACUCCCUGUAGUCACUGCAUUUAGGGCUGGCAGUCUAGAAACUGCUUUCCCCUUGCUUCAAUAAAGAAAGCUAUUCCAGAAUCUGGAUCGUGCAAGUUUGUGUGGAACACAACCAGGCCCAGAGGCUUGGUAAAUCACACCAGUUGUGAGUCUGUGCUCGUGAACAGUCGCAUUGAGCUCGGCCAAACUGAGAGUGCUGAAUGGCUUCUCAUCCCAAAUUAGGCCUCCUGCCACCCGGCCUCUCUGCUCAUCGAAUCACAGAAUGCUUUGGGCUGGAAGGGACCUUAAAAUUCAUCUGCUUCCAACC
Molecule: messenger RNA, 2771 nt
Organism: Chiroxiphia lanceolata (lance-tailed manakin)
Lineage: Eukaryota; Metazoa; Chordata; Aves; Passeriformes; Pipridae
Product: inositol 1,4,5-trisphosphate receptor-interacting protein-like 1
Exons: 2
Coding region: 2-1666 (554 amino acids)
Cellular component (GO): membrane
Source: RefSeq, a predicted model, not a curated record